GGCGGGGCCUUGGGCGGGGCUUUGGGCGAUUGCAGCCGGCGGUCGGUCCGCCGGUCGGCGGCUGUGUGGGUGGCCGCCAGGUCGGCGGGGGCGGAGACGCGGGAGGUUGAUGGGGGUCGCCUCAACCUCGGCCUCAACCUGUAGCACAGCUUCAGCCACGCAAACGGAGAUGGUGCCCUGGGUGCGGACGAUGGGGGAGAAGCUGAAGCAGCGGCUCCGGCUCGACGUAGGACGCGAGAUCUGCCGCCAGUACCCGCUGUUCUGCUUCCUGUUGCUCUGCCUCAGCGUCGCCUCCCUACUUCUCAACAGGUAUCUUCAUGUUUUAAUGAUCUUCUGGUCAUUUGUUGCUGGAGUUGUUACCUUCUAUUGCUCAUUGGGACCAGAUUCUCUCUUACCAAAUAUAUUCUUCACAAUAAAAUACAAACCCAAGCAGUUAGGACUUCAAGAAUUAUUUCCUCAAGGUCGUAGCUGUGCUGUUUGUGGUAAAGUGAAAUGUAAACGACAUAGGCCUUCCUUACUACUUGAAAACUACCAGCCAUGGCUAGAUUUGAAAAUUUCUUCCAAGGUUGAUGCAUCUCUCUCAGAGGUUCUUGAAUUAGUGUUGGAAAACUUUGUUUAUCCGUGGUACAGGGAUGUAACAGAUGAUGAGUCCUUUGUUGAUGAACUGAGAAUUACAUUACGGUUUUUUGCAUCUGUCUUAAUUCGAAGGAUUCACAAGGUGGAUAUUCCAUCUAUUAUAACCAAGAAACUGUUAAAAGCAGCAAUGAAGCAUAUAGAAGUGAUAGUUAAAGCCAGUCAGAAAGUAGAAAAUACAGAGUUUUUACAGCAAGCUGCUUUAGAAGAAUAUGGUCCAGAGCUUCAUGUGGCUUUGAGGAGUCGAAGAGAUGAAUUACACUAUUUAAGGAAACUCACUGAACUACUUUUUCCUUAUAUUUUGCCUCCUAAAGCAACAGACUGCAGAUCCCUGACCUUACUUUUAAGAGAGAUCCUGUCUGGUUCAGUGUUCCUUCCAUCUUUGGAUUUCCUAGCUGAUCCAGAUACUGUGAAUCAUUUGCUUAUCAUCUUCAUAGAUGACAGUCCACCUGAAAAAGCAACUGAACUGCCUUCCCCUUUGGUUCCAUUCUUGCAGAAAUUUGCAGAACCUAGAAAUAAAAAGCCAUCUGUGCUGAAGUUAGAAUUGAAGCAAAUCAGAGAGCAGCAAGAUCUCUUAUUUCGUUUUAUGAACUUUCUGAAACAAGAAGGAGCAGUGCAUGUAUUGCAGAUAUGUCUGACUGUGGAGGAAUUCAAUGAUAGAAUUUUGCGACCAGAGUUGUCAAAUGAUGAAAUGCUGUCUCUUCAUGAAGAGUUGCAGAAGAUUUAUAAAACCUAUUGUUUGGAUGAAAGCAUUGACAAAAUUCGAUUUGAUCCCUUUAUUGUAGAAGAGAUUCAAAAAAUUGCUGAAGGCCCUUAUAUAGAUGUUGUGAAACUUCAAACUAUGAGAUGCCUUUUUGAAGCAUAUGAACAUGUACUGUCUCUCUUAGAGAAUGUGUUUACACCUAUGUUCUGCCACAGUGAUGAGUAUUUCAGGCAACUUUUAAGAGGUGCAGAAUCACCAACACGCAAUUCAAAAUUGAACAGAGGUAGCCUAAGUUUGGAUGAUUUUCGGAGCACACAGAAGAGAGGAGAAUCAUUUGGAAUCAGCAGAAUAGGUAGCAAAAUUAAAGGAGUAUUCAAAAGUACCACAAUGGAGGGAGCUAUGUUGCCUAAUUAUGGGUUAGCCGAAGGUGAAGAUGACUUUAUUGAAGAAGGUAUUGUUGUAAUGGAAGAUGAUUCUCCAGUGGAAGCUGUGAGCACACCUAAUACUCCCCGAAACCUUGCUGCAUGGAAAAUUAGCAUCCCAUAUGUAGACUUUUUUGAAGAUCCCUCCUCUGAAAGGAAGGAGAAGAAGGAGAGAAUACCUGUGUUUUGUAUUGAUGUUGAAAGAAAUGAUAGAAGAGCAGUUGGGCAUGAGCCUGAACAUUGGUCUGUCUAUAGAAGAUAUCUUGAAUUCUAUGUACUUGAAUCAAAACUAACAGAGUUUCAUGGCACAUUUCCUGAUGCCCAGCUUCCUUCCAAGAGGAUCAUUGGCCCCAAAAAUUAUGAAUUCUUAAAGUCAAAGAGAGAAGAAUUUCAGGAAUAUCUACAGAAACUUCUGCAGCACCCAGAACUGAGUAAUAGUCAACUUCUGGCGGAUUUUCUCUCCCCCAAUGGCGGGGAAACACAAUUUCUUGAUAAGAUACUACCAGAUGUAAAUCUUGGUAAAAUUAUAAAGUCUGUUCCUGGAAAACUAAUGAAAGAGAAAGGCCAGCAUUUGGAACCUUUCAUCAUGAAUUUCAUUAAUUCUUGUGAAUCUCCAAAGCCUAAACCAAGUAAACCGGAACUGACCAUUCUCAGCCCUACUUCAGAAAACAACAAGAAGCUUUUCAGUGAUCUAUUUAAGAAUAAUGCAAACCGUGCUGAGAAUACAGAAAGAAAGCAAAAUCAGAAUUAUUUUAUGGAGAUGAUGACUGUAGAAGGAGUCUAUGAUUACCUGAUGUAUGUAGGACGGGUGGUUUUCCAAGUUCCUGACUGGCUUCAUCAUCUCUUAAUGGGAACUCGAAUCCUGUUUAAAAAUACCUUGGAAAUGUAUACUGACUACUAUCUUCAUUGUAAACUAGAACAACUAUUUCAGGAGCACCGUUUGGUCUCACUUAUAACACUUCUCAGAGAUGCUGUAUUCUGUGAAAACACUGAACCUCGUUCUCUCCAAGAUAAGCAAAAACGAGCAAAACAGACUUUUGAAGAAAUGAUGAAUUACAUUCCAGAUCUGAUAGUCAAGUGUAUUGGUGAAGAAGCCAAGUAUGAAAGCAUCAGACUUCUAUUUGAUGGCUUACAACAGCCAGUUCUCAAUAAACAGCUGACUUAUGUUUUAUUGGACAUUGUGAUACAAGAACUAUUUCCAGAGCUCAAUAAGGUGAGAAAAAUGUUCUUAGGAGUGUAUCAUUCUGCUUGGGCUUCUAUAACAAAAUACCACAGACUGCGUGGCUCUAACAACAAAUUUAUUUCUCAUAGUUCUGGAGGCUAGAAUCCAAGGGGAAAUUUGGACAUAGAGACAGACAUACAGAGGGAAAAGGAUGUAAAAACAGAGGGAAAAUACCAGCUAUAAGGCAAGGAAUGCCUGAUGCUACCAGAAGCUAGGAGAGGCUUGGAGUAGAUUCUUCACGACAGUCUUCAGAAGGAAACAACCUUGCCAACUUGAUCUCAGGCUUCUGACCUCCAGAAGGGUGAGACUAUAAAUUUUUGUUGUUUAAGCCAUCCAGUUUAUGUCAAUUUAUUACAGCAGGCCCAGAUAACUAAUCAGGAAACUUUCCUAAUUUUGGGAAGUGUAGCCAUGGAUCUAUCCAUGGACCACAGACUCCUCAAGGGAGCAACUUUUCCUAAUGGGCAACUGUUGGCAGUCUCAACUUUCUUCUAAGAAACCCUGCUUAUUCUUUGUUAGAAACUGCUGAAGGCAGUUCUGGCACCAAAUGGAUUUAACGGAUCCAUUUGAUCAAGACAGAACAAUUGGUUUAUUUAUCAGUAUGCCUGAAGAAGAUUCUUAGAUGCACAGCCAGUUCAGACAAAUUAGUUAAAUCCCCAACAUUGUCCAACUUGGGCAUUUAUUUUUAGUAAACAACUACAAGCCUCAAAACAAUUUCUACAUUAGAUUCUGUAUAUGAAAGCCAGAAAAUAUAAGAGUAUUAUUUAAAAUAUCCUUUAUUUACUGUUUUCUCUUAUCUAAAAAUUGCAUGCAUUUUUCUUCUUGUUGUUUUGGCUGAAAAGGGGGCUAGGGAAGGUUAUCAAAUGGCAAGGGACUUAUGAUCAAGAGAAAUGAUACCAGUGAUAAACCAUCAAAAGUUUUCCUUCAGUUGUAUUGUCACAGGUUAUAAUGUUUGCUUGAGAGAAGAAAUAACUACCAAAGACAAGGAGCAUAUCUUCAGUUUUAUUGCACAAUUGAAUCUACAGCUGUAAAGUGUUUGAGGUCAUUUCUUAAACCACUGCACAAUAUAUGCACAUAUAUUUAGAAAACUUACAAAAAUGUUCUUUAAAAAUUUGUGCUCUAAUAGGAUUCAUUGUAUUUUACUGGCCAAGCAUAAAAUAUACUCCAAAUGCACCUUUCUCUAAUUUUCCUCUUCCAAUCCUAUUGACAUUUGCUUAUAGCUAAUCUGUAUAUGCAUAGAACUGAGGGCAUUAUUUUACUGCAGCAGCCUUUUUAAAGAUGUUAUAAAAUUUUUAAAGUAUAUUUUGUAUCAAGAGUACUUAAUAUUUGUAAACAUUAACAAACACUCCCUCUCCAAACCUCUAGCUGCUGUUUGCUCACCAUUUUUUUUUUCAUUUAUUAUUUUUGAGAGAGAGAGAAAAAGCAUAUACAGGGGAAGGGACAGAGAGAGGGGAGAGAGGAUCUAAAGCAGGCUCUGUGCUGACAGCAGGGAGCACGACACGGGGCUCCAACCCAUGAACCAUAACCUGGACCGAAGCUGGAUGCUUAACUGACUAAGCCACCCAGGUGCCCCUGCUCACCAUUUUUUAAGGUGAAGGCUCCCAUUUCUCACUGAAGUUUAUGCAAUGCUGAGCAGGCUCACAUGGUCUCACGACCACCUUAAGCAAGUAUUUGUUCUUUUGGUUAUAAAUCAUUUCAUCAGUCUGGGUGUUUUCCUGAACACCCACUCAGGGGCUCACUCCCAGGCAGGAGUUCUCAUAUUCAUACUUGAGCAUGACUUAAGAGUGUCCAGAUUUGCAGGCAGAUCUGACUUCAAACUUAUUACGUAUAACACUUAAAAAUCAAUCCUUGUCUCCCCUCUGAGUUUUCCAUAACUGGGGUGGGGGAUGAGAAGGGACAGAGAGAGAGAGAGACAGAGACUAGGGUAAGUGCUGGCAUCUUGCUGGCAAGAACAGGUACAAGUUUAGAAUCACACCUUAUCUUAAAAGGUUCUCAUACCCUCACAUUAGAAAGAAGGGUGGAAAGAGCACAGAGGCAGAACUGAUGGAAUCUCAUCAAAUUAUUCACAGGUAAUACUAUGUGUCAGGCACUCUUCUGCUACUCCUUCGCAAAUAUCUCUUUAACAAAUCUAAAUGCCCUUUAGCUCUUUUUCUUCCAUAAUGUAAAUAUGUCCCGGGUGUCCUGUUCUUCCUUUUCCUUUCUCCCUGCCCCUGGACUAUUUUUUGCAGGCUCUGGCCUUUCCCAUCAUCUGCUGCUGCACUGUUUGUUCCCUGACUUGUUAAAGGCACAUGGGUGGUACAGGAGAGAAUGCUGCCUGUGUUUAGUCCAUGAAACUCAAUGUAACAACAAGAUCUAAAAAGGGAAAAGUUAGAGAUAUGAAAUAAAGCAGAGACUUGUCAUCCAGGAGCUUGAUGCCAUUGACAGUUAUGAGCAGAGGAGACCAUUAAGUAUCUUUCUGAACAGCAACUGGAUGUAGUUGAAAGAGUCUGGACUUGAGGUCAGAAGACCUGGGUGCAGGUCUUAGAUUUGUCACUUUCAGCUGUAUGGCUUUGAACAAGUCAGCUCUUUGUGAGUUUCAGUUUCCCUGUCUGCCAAAUGGGAAAAACAUUGCCUGCCUUGCCCACCAAAAAAAGUUAUAGGCAUCAAAUAAGAUAAAAACUGCCUUGUAAAGGAUAGAGUUCUAUGUAAACAUAAAUUGUUUGGUGGAUUAAAAUGGAUAUUAAAAAAAUGAUUUCUGUGGUUUAAAAUUGUUAAUAUAAGUUUUAUUAAAAUUUGCAUAUGUAAACUAAA
Felis catus (domestic cat) is the source of this 5767-nucleotide messenger RNA. RefSeq names its product sorting nexin 14 (gene SNX14). The coding region runs from base 110 to 3082 and encodes 990 amino acids. The transcript is spliced from 30 exons. Gene Ontology annotation, cellular component: late endosome. NCBI's taxonomy places the organism in Eukaryota, Metazoa, Chordata, Mammalia, Carnivora, Felidae. Gene Ontology annotation, biological process: autophagosome maturation. Gene Ontology annotation, molecular function: phosphatidylinositol-3,5-bisphosphate binding. The record is from RefSeq and is a predicted model, not a curated record.